AUGGACUGGGAAAGGGGCCAGGAUAGCUUCAAGGGAGCUGGGAGGCAAAACAGCUGUUCAGUGGUGGACCCUGUGAACAGGAGCCCUGUGGGUCGCGCCACUGGCCUGUCCCGGCGGGUCACGAGGUCACGGGCACCGCCGCGGCGGCCGCGCCUCAGCCCGCACGUUUCCGCGGCCUCUCGCGCUCCCUCCCUCCGGCAGGCGUCGCUGGCUCCGGCUGGCGGUGAGGAAGGAAGCGGACUUGAUCUUCCGUCGCGACGCCCGGGGGCUCGGCACCCCCAGCCCGCCUUCCCCGCGAGCCCGCGCCUGCCCCGGCGCCCUCUGCACGCGCCCGGCGAUGAGCCGCGUCCUGCCGCUCCGGGAAGGCGAAGGUGCAGGCCGCCGCGACUGAACGCCGAGGCGCCGCUGGGAGGGCGGCGCGGGCAGGCCCGGGCUCACGGCCAGGGCUCUGGGCGCGCGGAAAGGGCCGGGACCCCCGAGGCGGGGUCCGGAGGAGGGGGUGAGGCGCCCGGGCGGCCCAGGACGGGGCGGGGACGGGCGGAGGCGCGGCAGGAAACGCCCGGGGCGCGCCGUGCGGGUCGGGCCGGGGGCGCGGUGGAGGGGAGGGACGGGGCGGCGCCCGGCCGGGCGGCCCGGCCCGCUCACCUCGCCCUGGCGGCGCGCCCCGCGGGGACCCUUCGGGAGGAGUGCCCGGGCCGCGAGCCUGGGGACUCCGGGACCGCCCUCUCCCGCUCCAGGGCCGGCGGCGAGCGGCAACGACGGCUGGAGCCGCGGCGGCAGCAUGAGAGCGGGCGCCGCUGCUCCACGCCUGCGGACGCGCGGCGAGCGGCGGCGGACGCGCCUGCCCGCGCCAUGGGGGCGCCGUGGGGCCGGGCGGCCGGCCGGCGCUUCGGGCGGCGCCGGGGACGUCUGCCGAGGGCCUCCGCGCUGGCGGCCGCCGGCCUGCUGUGCACCGCCCUGGCCGCCUUCUCCUGCUGGCGGCAGCUGCCGCCGCUGCCCUGGGCGUCCUCCGCCCCGCCGCGGCCGGUGGGCGUGCUGCUGUGGUGGGAACCCUUCGCGGGGCGCGACAGCGGCGCGAGGCCGCCCCCGGACUGCUGGCUGCGCUUCAACAUCAGCGGCUGCCGCCUGCUCACCGACCGGGCGGCCUACGGGGAGGCGCAGGCGGUGCUUUUCCACCACCGUGACCUCGUGAAGGACCCCCGCGACUGGCCCCCGCCCUGGGGCGCCCCGGGUCGCGGGGCAGACGAGCUGGAGCUGCGGGUGUUGGACGACGAGGCGGCGGCCGCCGAAGCCCUGGCCACGCCGGGCCGCAGGCCCCCGGGCCAGCGCUGGGUGUGGAUGAACUUCGAGUCGCCCUCCCACUCCCCGGGCUUGCGGAGCCUGGCGGGGAACCUCUUCAACUGGACCCUUUCGUACCGGGCCGACUCGGACGUCUUCGUGCCUUACGGGUACCUCUACCCCAGGACCCAUGCCAGCGACCAGCCGCUAGGCCUGGCCCCGCCGCUGGCCCGGAAACGGGGGCUGGUGGCCUGGGUGGUGAGCAACUGGGAUGAGCGCCAGGCCCGGGUCCGCUACUACCACCAGCUGAGCCAGCACGUGUCGGUGGACGUGUUCGGCAGGAGCGGGCCUGGCCGGCGGGUGCCCGACAUCGGUCUCCUGCACACAGUGGCCCGCUACAAGUUCUACCUGGCCUUCGAGAACUCGCAGCACCUGGAUUACAUCACCGAGAAGCUCUGGCGCAACGCGUUGCUGGCCGGGGCCGUGCCCGUGGUGCUGGGCCCCGACCGCGCCAAUUACGAGCGCUUCCUGCCCCGCGGUGCCUUCAUCCACGUAGACGACUUCCCUAGUGCCUCCUCCCUGGCUGCCUACCUGCUCUUCCUCGACCGAAACCCAGCGGUCUACCGUCGCUACUUCCACUGGCGCAGGAGCUACGCCGUGCACAUCACCUCCUUCUGGGACGAGCCCUGGUGCCGGGCCUGCGAGGCUGUGCAGAGCGCUGGGGACCGGCCCAAGAGCAUCCGCAACUUGGCUCGCUGGUUUGAGCGGUGAAGCCGAGGUGUAACCCAGGGAGGUCCGGAGGUCCGAUCGUCAGCUCUUUGAUCCUCAGCUGCGCACCUUCUUGACUGUUGAAUCAUGGGACCGAGUUUUCCAAACACCCAUUGUUACUCUACGGGGGAAAGGUGAUUUACCAGUUAAUACUGUUCAGCGGAAAGACUGGGUAGGAAGGCUCCCUGGUUCUCCUGGGGUUUUAUUUGCACAGCUAGCAGUUGGGCUCUGUCUGCCGUAGGUGGGCAUCAGUGUUCAGCAGUGAAAGGAGCCCUUACUCACCUUGUAACCAGGACAGAGGUGAAGCAAUAGCUUAGCUACCAGAAGCCUUUGAGUCAGUUGUUCUGACUUUCCUUGUCUGUCACAGGCCAUAUAUGUGGCUUGUGCUGAAUCCAAACACACACACUGCUCCUUGAUUCACAUUUCACUGGGUGAAUGUGCAGCAAGUCCCCAGUUUCAGAAAGAGCCUUGUUGCGGAAUAGUUGCAGAAAGGACUGUGGCCACAAGUGGGUCUUUCUCUGUUGGUUGGAUUCCCCAAAGCCUCGUCUCUGAAAAACGGUGAGGAGGGUGGUCCAAUAAUCCAUGGACUGUUCAUUAACAAGUACUGUUUGUUCUCUGUCCUAUGAGUGCAAAAAAGACGGUAGAUUGUCCUUGGAGCAGAGUUAGGUUGAAUAUACAGGUGUACCUCACUUUAUGCACAUGUAUUUUUGAAAAGCUGCUUUUAAGUCAAAUCCUCAAUUCACUCACUGCUUUAGGAGAGGUCAGUAUUUAAUGCAACCCUCUGGAGAAUCCCUUUACAAUGUGAAUAAUCAUCUCCUAACUUAUUUCCUCUGUGUCUGUUUUUCUAUAAACAAAAAUUUUUAAAAGUAUAUUAAAAUUAGAGAUGUGAAAAAAAGCAGAAGCAACCUUCUUCUCUCUCUGUCUAGAAAACCAGCCUGUGUUUACAAACAGAAGAGAAGGAAGCCACAGUGCCACUUUCCACAAAAUUAUUCUUAUCAUUUUACUGGAUGGCAAAAUUAAGCAGGAACGUGCUGCUGGCAGUACCUGUCCGCAGGACAGAGAAAGAGACUGUACCGCAAUAUGGAAUAAGGCAAAACGAAAGAAAGUUUCAUAGUGUCUAUUAGUGGCAGUUUUUGUUUCUGUCCGUGUUUAGUUAAAUGUUUAAAUGCUAGGGAAUGGAACUAAAUUAGUACCUGCAGUGAGCUGUGGCUUUUGUUAAAACAUAAAUCUGCUAUUCUCCCCAGGGCCAGCUAGUUCCCCUCCUGGUCUGCACAGUAGUAUACCUGGUAUGGCCUCACAUUUCUGGUGCCCUUGAGCCUGUGCCAUGGAUGAACUUUGAAAAUAUAUGCAUUGCCUUGAAAAGUUGUUGAACAAGCAGCAUAUUUACUAGGAGUCACUGCAUGCCGACUCUGUGCCAAACUCUGCGUUUGAGGUAUCAGGAGACACACAGAUGUGUAAGGCAAGGUCCUUUUCUCUAAGGCUGUGAGAAUCUGCUCUUGCCAACAGGUAAAAUAGAACUUUGAUAAAUCAAUUGGCAGAACCUAUUUGUUUAAAGUGACAUUCUUUAAUACAGGACAUAGGUCAAUUACUAGAAAGCCAGUUGAUUUAUAGCCUCAAAUAAUGGUUUAUUUUUCUCUUUGACUUAUUAUAAUAAGGACCCUCAGUGACUGAUUAUGGUGGGUAUGGUCUAAGAUUAAUUAGGUUUAUAUAAAGCUGUGCUGUAAACUGUAAUUUUGAUUUUGAUUAGGACGAUUAGCUGAAUCAUAAAGUAAGUUUUAUCUCUA
This is a messenger RNA of Hyaena hyaena (striped hyena), 3830 nucleotides long. It is a transcript of the gene FUT4, whose product is annotated as fucosyltransferase 4. Gene Ontology annotation, cellular component: membrane. Gene Ontology annotation, molecular function: alpha-(1->3)-fucosyltransferase activity. Lineage: Eukaryota; Metazoa; Chordata; Mammalia; Carnivora; Hyaenidae. The transcript is spliced from 2 exons. The record is from RefSeq and is a predicted model, not a curated record. The coding region runs from base 1 to 2049 and encodes 682 amino acids.